Messenger RNA from Cuscuta epithymum, 1689 nucleotides. Lineage: Eukaryota; Viridiplantae; Streptophyta; Magnoliopsida; Solanales; Convolvulaceae. The record is from the annotation of a GenBank genome assembly.
AUUUCAAUCACUACGCUGUACUUCUACAAUUCCUGUUCGAGGGAGAUAUCUCUCUCGAUCAAUUUUUAGAUCUGUCUGCUUACUUCACAUUCAUCUAAGGAAAGAUGAGAGAAAUCCUUCAUAUUCAAGGUGGGCAGUGUGGCAACCAGAUUGGGUCCAAGUUCUGGGAAGUUGUUUGUGAUGAGCAUGGGAUAGACCCAACAGGACGCUAUUGUGGGACUUCUGACUUGCAGUUGGAGCGCGUCAAUGUGUACUACAAUGAAGCAUCGUGUGGAAGGUUUGUUCCUCGUGCAGUGCUUAUGGAUCUUGAGCCAGGCACAAUGGACAGUGUCAGGACUGGCCCUUAUGGACAGAUCUUCAGACCUGAUAACUUUGUGUUUGGUCAGUCUGGUGCUGGAAACAACUGGGCUAAAGGGCAUUACACUGAGGGUGCAGAGCUUAUUGAUUCGGUUCUUGAUGUUGUGAGGAAGGAAGCAGAAAACUGCGACUGCCUUCAAGGUUUCCAGGUUUGUCACUCUCUUGGUGGCGGAACUGGUUCUGGUAUGGGAACUCUGUUGAUCUCAAAGAUCCGGGAGGAAUACCCUGACAGGAUGAUGCUCACAUUCUCUGUGUUCCCAUCACCCAAGGUUUAACCAUAUAAUGCAACACUCUCAGUUCAUCAGCUCGUAGAGAAUGCUGAUGAAUGUAUGGUGCUUGACAAUGAGGCUUUGUAUGACAUAUGUUUUAGGACUCUAAAGCUCACCACUCCCAGCUUUGGUGAUUUGAACCAUCUGAUAUCUGCAACAAUGAGUGGGGUCACCUGUUGCCUUCGGUUCCCUGGCCAACUCAACUCUGACCUAAGAAAGCUUGCUGUUAAUCUAAUCCCUUUCCCACGUCUUCACUUCUUCAUGGUGGGAUUCGCCCCUCUCACCUCCCGCGGGUCCCAGCAAUACCGUGCCCUUACAGUUCCUGAGCUGACUCAGCAAAUGUGGGAUUCCAAGAACAUGAUGUGUGCCGCAGACCCACGCCAUGGCAGGUACCUCACUGCCUCAGCAAUGUUCAGGGGAAAAAUGAGCACCAAAGAAGUGGAUGAACAGAUGAUCAACGUGCAGAACAAGAAUUCAUCUUACUUUGUUGAAUGGAUUCCAAACAAUGUGAAGUCGAGCGUGUGUGACAUCCCUCCAAGAGGACUAUCGAUGGCUUCCACCUUUAUUGGAAACUCGACUUCCAUUUAGGAAAUGUUCAGGAGAGUGAGUGAGCAGUUCACUGCCAUGUUCAGGAGGAAGGCUUUCUUGCAUUGGUACACGGGGGAAGGAAUGGAUGAGAUGGAGUUCACCGAAGCUGAGAGCAAUAUGAAUGAUCUUGUUUCAGAGUAUCAGCAGUAUCAGGAUGCAACUGCUGAUGAGGAUGGUGAGUAUGAGGAGGAAGAGGAAGAAGAGCCUGAGCAAUGAUGAAUGAGAAGAAGGCAAUAAAAAUCGUACAUGCUAUGCUUAUAUUAGUCCUCCUAUUUGUGGUAAUGAGUUGUAUGUUUGGUUGAUAUAAAUUUGAUGGUUGUUGUGGUCUUUUGGGUGGGGGAGUUGUUGACAUUCCCAUUUGAAUGCCGAUGUCUCUUUGCAUUGUGUACUUAAGAUGUUCUGUCAUGCUAAUUGAUCUGAGUGCGAUUAUUUUUUCUAUUUCAAAUCAAAGGAAAAGCUCCUUAUGAGAUAAAAA